CCGGCGACUCCACUAAGCCCUCCUCCUCGCCGUCCACUCGCUCCUACAGCCGCCGAUGGUACAACCCUCUCAGGCGCGGACCGCCGGAGGACCGGCCGUCGCCGGAGAUCGUUCGCCGCUGGAUCGAGGCCGAUCAGCCGCUCGCUUCUCAAGAUGUUUGCGAUUGUCAAUGCGAAAUCCCGGCAGGCAGUUCGGACUGCCUCAAUCACGGUUUUACGGCUGAACGAGGAUGGAAAUGAGGGAAUGGUUUGUUUAGUGCAUAUCUGCUUUGAUGCGGAUGAGAGCGAUAUACUGAGUCGGAAAUUGACAAUUGCAGUCUUAAUGCUGAAAAAUUAGGUCGUGUCUCACCUCGUGUUGUUUGUGAUAAUUGGCCAUAUGCAAGCGAGUGCUAUUCUAAACAAGUGUUGUUGAAUGUGGAAUUCCAAAGAAUUUGCUACUUGUGCAGAUUGUAGUAUUCCCCAAUUAUAACUCACUCAAUUCUCAAUCUAGUGUACUGGAAUGGUUUAGAGGCAGCUUUAGAGUUAGGUUAUAGAUGAGAUUAAGCAGCAGUGCUGUCAAUUUCACGAAAUUUACGGUGGUUUCUUACAACAUUCUGGGAGAUAAAAAUGCUUUGAAGCACAGAGAUUUAUAUACGAAUAUUCCUUCUCUGUACAUGAAAUGGGAACGGCGUAAACAUGUUAUAUGUGAAGAGCUGAUGGGAUGGAAUCCGGACAUUAUCUGUUUGCAGGAGGUGGACAAAUAUUUCGAGCUCUCGAAAAUUCUUGAGAGAGCAGGAUAUGUUGGUUCUUAUAAGAGACGCACUGGAGAUGCUGUUGAUGGUUGUGCUAUAUUUUGGAAAGCAAAUGAGUUUUGGCUAUUAGAAGAAGAGAGCAUCAAUUUUAAAGAACUCGGUCUUCGUGAUAAUGUAGCACAGCUUUCCGUCUUUCAGGCGUGCAAAGCGGAGUCAAAGCAACUGCUUGUUGGCAAUAUUCACGUACUCUAUAACCCGAGUAGAGGAGAUGUCAAGUUAGGACAAAUUCGUCACCUCUCCUCAAGGGCACAUAUUCUCUCAGAAAAAUGGGGUAGUAUUCCUGUUCUGCUUGCUGGUGAUUUCAACAGCACUCCACAGAGUGCUAUAUACAAGUUCUUGUCAACAUCCAAGCUGGAUAUCAUGUCAUAUGACCGAAGGGAAUUAUCUGGCCAAAGAAGCUGCCAUCCUGCUCAAGUUUUUGGUGAAAAGCAGGACUUAAGUAACUCCUUGUUUUUGAUAGACAGAUUUUUGACAUGUGGCUGGACUGACGAAGAGAUCAAAACUGCUGGUGGUAAAGCUGAAGGUGAGGUUGUUGCCCAUCCAUUGUAUCUUAAGAGCUCCUACGCCACAAUAAGGGGAUCAGCCAGAACAAGGGACUCAAAUGGUGAACCGCUCGCAACUUCGUACCACUCAAAAUUUUUUGGGACAGUUGACUAUAUUUGGUACUCAAAGGGUCUUGCACCUACAAGAGUUCUGGACACUCCCCCUGUUGAUAUUCUUCGGAGAACAGGUGGUUUGCCAUGCAAAAAAGUGGGGAGCGAUCAUCUGGCCCUGGUAUCAGAAUUCGCCUUUACUCAAGCCAGUGAUGUGGGCAAAGGAACACUUGUGGCAACAUCUCGGAUGCAGCAAUUGCACCCUGGAGAUAAAGCACAGUGAAGUGGCUUGUUUGAUUCUUUUCUCGCGUGACCAAAGAUACUUGAUAAAGUGAUGCGAGGCACUUGCUGGAUUACACUAGAAAAUCAGUUCAUCAAUAUCUGCGCCCGGUUUAAGUGGAUCCCUGGAGUUGAGACUGGUUGAGAUUGAUUUCCUGCGAGUCAAUCUGCACGUAGCAUUCUUGUGAAUUAUUACUAUUCGUCGUGAACCUGAACAUAAAAUUGCUGCAGUUGUAUCUGCAUCUUCCAAAGCUCUAAAUUUGU
This is a messenger RNA of Rhodamnia argentea, 1926 nucleotides long. Its product is annotated as carbon catabolite repressor protein 4 homolog 3. The record is from RefSeq and is a predicted model, not a curated record. The coding region runs from base 533 to 1666 and encodes 377 amino acids. Gene Ontology annotation, molecular function: 3'-5'-RNA exonuclease activity. NCBI's taxonomy places the organism in Eukaryota, Viridiplantae, Streptophyta, Magnoliopsida, Myrtales, Myrtaceae. The transcript has 14 exons.